Molecule: messenger RNA, 1629 nt
Organism: Cuscuta campestris
Lineage: Eukaryota; Viridiplantae; Streptophyta; Magnoliopsida; Solanales; Convolvulaceae
Source: the annotation of a GenBank genome assembly
ACCCUAAUUUAUAUCUUAUAAAUACCCAAUCAUGUAACUAUAAUCUGUGAGCACCUAAUAAAAGAUAAACCCUAGUUGCAACCCGUGGAGUAGGUUACUGACCGAACCACGUUAAAUCUCGUGUUCUUAUUUUCCUGCUAUUUGUGUGUGUGUUUAUUCGCUUCCGCUUGACCGCCUCUGAUCUCUGAUUCCUAACAGGUCUUCGGUCCACCUAUUUUACAAUUUCAGGUUUCGGUCCGGUCCGGUCCAAACCCGAAUAUCAUUCGGUCCAGACCUAAAAGACCAAGACCAUUAAUUUCCCUAUUUUCCGUUCUUUACUUCCGUCUUCCAAGUUCCAAUCGGUACACCACUCCACCUAAUUCCUUAAUUCCUCUGCCUAUUCUAUCUUCCUUUUCCCCAAAAAAUUUCCACCUCUCCAUGAUUCCAACUCCAAAUCUUCAAUUGCAAUUGACCUGACCGUCCGUUCACAAGCCGCAAGACCGCAACCCCAGUUCCCAGAUCUCCGAGCUGCAAUCGCCGGCGACUCUAGGCCUCAAGGUGCUUCGCCAAUCGCCGGUCUAUCAAGUAUCAACAGCGAAGAUUUGAGAUUUUGGGUAAUGCUUCGGUUCCUCGAUCUCUGAAGUAAUUAAGAACAUAAUUUCAUACAUAUUUCAUUGCCGCGGUCAAAUCCGUUUCUUCCUGGAAAUCUUCUUCUCGAUGUAAAGGACGCGAUCCAAGAGGAAAGAAUCCGGAAAAUCUACGCUCACCUUCUCUUAUUCGCAGAAGGAAAGAGUUCAAUUUCUCUGGUCUUCUCCACCUAAAAGGAAACGUUUGAAUUUGGAAGAUCUGAGCUCUAUAUUCCGUCUUCUCUACUCCUAAUUCCUUUACUUUGAUUGAUUUUGGAGACCGGCAAAUCAGUUUGCCCAAUUCACACUAUUGCAGAUAUUCUUAGCCAUUUUCCCUAUACAAGUGCAUCUACUCAUCCAGUCAUGCAAGGUCAUCAAAAUGAGAGAUGGAUUUUGGCAAAAGAUGCAAGAGUACGACGAAAAGAUACACGUCAACAAAAAAUGGAACACAAAGGUGUUUUUAAACAUAAGUUAUUAUAUUAUGGGAUGUGGUCAUCAACACACAUAACAAUGUCACAAUCCACAUCAACGACGAAAAGAAACCCGUUACGAGAUUUGACGUUCAAUCUAAAGUUUUAUUUAGCUUUCAUCAAUUUGAAUAAUAUGGAUGUCAUCCCAAUUAUGUUUCAUAGUAUCGACUAUGCCAGUGGUUUGUACUCAAAAAGGCGAGAUCAUAUACCCCAUGAAUUUUCUGCACGAAGAUAAGCAUUGGUUGGUCUGGACAAUGCAAAGUUCAAGAAGGUGUGGACUAGGUAGCGCAAAUUAUACCGUACAUCCGGAUGUACGUGAAGAACCGUACAUCCGGAAACUAAUUAGGGCAAACGCCACUGCAAGAACGGCCGACCAUGAAGGAGAAGCAGGCUGCGCGAUCGAUCGGCGAUUACUAGGCUGCGCGAAGGUCCAAUCGGCGAUUCACGAUGAAGAUGGAGAUUGUUUGGAAGUCCGAUCGGCAAUUGAAGGAUGAAGGGUCGUUAGUUUUUUUAAAAAAUGCGAUUAUAAUUCUUAAAAAACUAGUGAUCUCCUU